UGCCCAAAAUAUUUUCCCACAGCAACUGCUGCCUCUGUAAUGUAGUUUAGCUUUUAAAAUGGAGAAGGAAUUGUGGCGUCAGUGUGUACGCUGGCUGACGGACACUGGUGUACUGCCCAGAGACCAUAAAACCUGCCAACCUCAUGCUGUUGUGUUUGACCUGGCACAAACAUUAAGAGAUGGAGUGAUACUGUGUAACCUGCUUAAUGUGAUUCAACCUGGAUCAGUGGAUUUCACUCAAAUUAAUUUACGACCACAAAUGUUACAGUUCUCAUGCUUACAAAACAUACGAACCACUCUACAUGCGUUGAACAAUGUGUUCAGACUGCAGGAGACAUUCUUGCCUUCAGAUCUCUAUGACAUGACCAAUAUUCCUCUGGUUCUUCAAGUUUUAUCCUUACUUUCACAAACCCCAGCAUCCCAGUAUAAGUUCAGGCCAUUCCCAGAAAGCCAUGUUGGUCGUAAACAAAUGUACAACCAUGAAGAAGAAGAAGAUAUUUACAGUAACCUUGCUGAUAUGGCUAGUCAACGAGACCUUGCAGACGAGGAAGAGAAUUUAUACGACUCCGUACCCGAGGACGUUGAUGAAGGGAUCUAUGGUUCGCUUAUCGCUGUCAAACAAGCAACUGGAACCUUGAAGGACAAACGAGGUUAUUGCAUCACUGAGAUAAUUGAGACAGAGAGAAACUACGUCCAACACCUUACUAUGAUGGUGGGAAAGUUCAUUGAACCUUUCCGACAACACCAAGGGAUUGAUGAGAAAGAUAUAAGGGCAAUCUUUAUGAAUAUAGAGGAUCUACUUCCAAUUCAUCAAGAUUUUCUUCGUGAGUUGGAGAAAAGUUCAAGUGAAAGUCCUUCCACGUUAAGCAGGCCGUUCCUUAAGUUUAAGGACCGUUUCCUCUUAUAUGGGUUAUACUGCAGCAAGUUAAUUGAUGCUCAAGAUCAUUUAGAAGAUGUGAAGAAAAUGAACCCGAGGUCUGGUAUGUUUGUUGAGGAAUGUGAAGCAAGGGCUAGCCCAAGUAAAUUCAAGUUACGCGAGUUACUAUGUGUUCCUAUGCAACGUAUACUGAAGUAUCAGUUGCUGGUUAAGGAAUUAAACAAGCACACAAUAGAUAAGCAUCCUGACAAAGGGGAGCUUGCUGGAGCCCUGGAGUCCAUGCAGGAGUUAUCUCAUUAUGUGAAUGAAGUGAAAAGAGACAGUGAGAUGUUGAUCACAAUCAACCAAGUCCAGUCUUGUCUAGUUGAAUAUUCAACACAAAUACCAUUGAACUCGUACGGACGACUGCAGAAAGAUGGAGAACUUCGUAUUAAAAGUACGAUGGAUAAAAAAGCAAAAUCAAGAAACACAUUCCUGUUUGAUCAAGCACUUUUCAUGACCAAAGAAGAGAACGGGAAUUACCAUCUAAAAGAUCUUCUUCGUUUGGAAGAAUAUAAACUCGAAGAAAUUCAACAAUCCAAGGGUGGAAAGUGGACAUGGAACUGGUGUUUGUCAGCCACAAAGAAUGGGUGUAACUCCUACAUGUUGUACGCAAAGACAGCUAUGGAUAAAACUAAGUGGAUCGAAAAACUCAAGGACUCAUUUGACAACAUCAGUCCACGAGAACUGAAGAACAAAUCCCACAACUUCAAGAUGCAUUCAUUCUCUGAGCCUACUUACUGCAACAAUUGUAACAAGUUGUUACUGGGGACUUUCUACCAGGGAUACUGGUGUCAAAGUACAAAUGCUAAAUGUCACAAACAUUGCCUCGGAGAAAUUUUGAAGAAACUCGAUUCCAAAGCAGUUCGAGCUUCACGACUUUACCCGCCCAACGCAGGUUCAUCAGGACCUGAAGUUCCACAGCGAGGCAAAAGAACUCGUCCUUUUGAUAAAAAACCCAUGGAAGCACCAAGCAUACCACCAAGUAUACCCACUCAACCUUUAAAAGCUGCAGCAGCAGUACCGCCCCCAACAAUGUACCGGGCCCAUCGUGACUAUAACGGCAACCCCCGACCUCCCUUUCCAGGGGUAAUGACAAUUUCAUUCUCGAGUCACGAGUACGUCAUGGUGGAUGAAGAAGUCAAUUCUGAUUGGUGGCUGGGGCACACAACAACAGAUCUCGAUCGGAAAGGUUAUUUCCCAGCUUCGUUUGUUAGUCCUGUGACUACUAAAUCAUCACGGCCAGAACGCUCGAACAAUGAUAUACAGAGCGUACCGGGUGAAUUUCCAAGGCGAUCCAAUCACCCCCCAGUUACACCUCCUCAACAAGCAAUACCAUUGGAAGAGAAUAUCUGGUAUGCUGGAACAAUGGACAGAGGUGAGGCUGAGAAUUUGUUGCACGAUAAACCUUCAGGAACCUUCCUAGUUAGAACCAGGGACGGACAUCUGGCUAUAAGUCUCAUAUAUUCCAAAGAAAUGAAACAUAUUCGUAUAAAUAGAUCAAGUGAAGGAUUGUAUUUUGUUGCUGAGUGCAAGAAUUUUAAAUCUGUGCAGGAACUGAUUCGAUAUUAUCGUGAAAACUCCAUGUCAUCAUCCUUCUUGGGGUUGGAAACCUCGCUACAAAUUCCGUAUCGUGACCCCAACUUCUUCCCAGGGAUGCCGGGGCCCAACACGCGUAACUUCCCCCCACAACCCCAGGUCCCACGUCAAGGACAUAGACCCAGUAUACCUGGACCCCAACAAAUAGUUGCGGCGAACGGCACCCAAUACGAAGUGAUCAGCCGAGCCGUCGUUCUUUUCAACUUCAGUCCCCGAAGCCCCCAGGAGCUUGGGUUAAGAGAGGGGCAACCUGUUAACGUGAUAAGCACAGCGGGAGAUGCACAUGGGUGGUGGAAAGGAGAGUCGGAAGGACAGGUGGGGUACUUCCCAGCUACAUUUGUCGAGGAGAUUCGUCAGUGAUGUUGAUUGUGAUGUCAGAUAUUUUAAUUGUGUCAAAUGGAGAGAACAUGCUUUAGUUCUCAAAAGAUUGUGACGUAACAAAUAUCACUGUAUUCGAUUCUUCACGCAUCAUGAUGAAAUUUUCUCAAUUGUUGGAAAUUCUUUAUUUAUUUGGAUUUUCUUCGAAUUUUUUACUUUUUAUUCGCGCUGUGCAAGAUUUUAUGAUUACCGCCACCCGUUCAUAUGAUGCCCCCUUCACGUUUCGCACUUAUAUCCACUGAUCAGUAGCUUUCAAUAUAAUCAGGACACUCAGCAGCACUCCUUGCAUGAUUGACCGCCGUGACGUCAUCACGUUUGUGACGUCAUUAAACUCGUGACGUCACCAAAUAUUAUGUGACGUCAUCUUAAAUCAGCAAGAAUCAUAAUCACUUGUAAAUAUUCCCAUUUUCGCCAUGAGAGUUAUCAGUCAUAUGACGUCAUGUUUUACGUCAUAGUAAGUUUAAAAUGUGAUUCGUUUUUUGGUUUUUAACGUAAUUUGUUUUCGUUCUUUUAAAACGCCAUUCCCAGAAUUAAUUUAAAAAUCACCCAAAUCCGUUUAAAAAAGCUGAAAGUUCCAGGACUUUUGUCUGCUAGGUUGAAAUAUGUUAUUUGGUUUAAAUUUUGGUGACAGACAACGGGCAUCAGACACCCUCAAUCUUGCCUCUUCGUUUCAUUGUGUUGGUUGAUAAUGCUUCCUUCGACAGUAUUUGAACCCGUACUCUUCCGUCUGCGUUGUAUCCAAAUAUAUUGUUUGGAAUAUG
Messenger RNA from Ciona intestinalis (vase tunicate), 3654 nucleotides. NCBI's taxonomy places the organism in Eukaryota, Metazoa, Chordata, Ascidiacea, Phlebobranchia, Cionidae. The record is from RefSeq and is a predicted model, not a curated record.